Carassius carassius (crucian carp) is the source of this 3816-nucleotide messenger RNA. Its product is annotated as mitogen-activated protein kinase kinase kinase kinase 3-like. NCBI's taxonomy places the organism in Eukaryota, Metazoa, Chordata, Actinopteri, Cypriniformes, Cyprinidae. Gene Ontology annotation, biological process: protein phosphorylation. Bases 137 to 2833 code for a protein of 898 amino acids. Gene Ontology annotation, molecular function: MAP kinase kinase kinase kinase activity; ATP binding. The record is from RefSeq and is a predicted model, not a curated record. The transcript is spliced from 33 exons.
CCAUGUUGUUGUAGUUCGUAGGGACUGGACCGUCAUAUCCCUCCGCUACUGUAUGUCUCUGCGAUAAUCACCCCCUCCCGUUUUUGACAUCAGGGACACGUAAAUAAACCGGAGGGCGCAAACGGUGACCCUCACAAUGAAUUUAACCCUGGAUCUGUCGCGCAGAAACCCUCAGGAGGACUUUGAGCUGAUCCAGAGGAUCGGGAGCGGAACCUAUGGGGAUGUGUACAAGGCUCGUAAUGUCAACACUGGAGAACUGGCUGCUAUCAAAGUCAUCAAACUAGAGCCAGGAGAGGACUUUGAUGUGGUGCAGCAGGAGAUUAUUAUGAUGAAAGAUUGUAAACACUCAAACAUUGUUGCAUAUUUUGGCAGUUACCUCAGGAGAGAUAAAUUAUGGAUCAGCAUGGAAUACUGUGGUGGAGGCUCACUCCAGGAUAUUUACCAUGUUACCGGGCCGUUGUCAGAAUCCCAGAUUGCGUAUGUAUGUCGGGAGACCCUGCAGGGUGUUUACUAUCUCCAUAACAAAGGCAAGAUCCACAGAGAUAUAAAGGGUGCAAAUAUACUGUUGACAGACAAUGGCUACGUUAAGCUAGCUGAUUUUGGAGUUUCAGCUCAGAUAUCAGCCACUUUAGCAAAAAGAAAGUCCUUCAUUGGAACUCCAUAUUGGAUGGCACCUGAGGUAGCAGCAGUUGAGAGGAAAGGUGGUUACAAUCAGCUGUGUGAUAUUUGGGCCGUGGGCAUCACAGCAAUUGAGCUGGCCGAGUUGGAGCCACCAAUGUUCGACUUGCACCCCAUGAGAGCACUCUUCCUAAUGACCAAGAGCAGUUUCCAACCACCUAAGCUGAAAGACAAAGUAAAAUGGACAAAUAAUUUCCAUCACUUUGUGAAAAUGGCUUUGAUCAAAAAUCCCAAGAAGAGACCAACCGCGGACAGAUUACUGCAACACCCAUUCGUUACUCAACCGCUUAGCCGGACUCUUGCCAUUGAGCUACUGGACAAAGCCAACAACCCUGACCACAGCACACACAGUGAUGCAGAAGAGGAGGAUGACAUUGACCCAGAGUCUCCCGUGUCUGUUCCACAUCGAAUCCGCUCAACUAGCAGGAGCUCACGAGAUGGAAAGACUCUCUCUGAGAUCAACUUUGAUAAGGUGAAGUUCGACCCACCUCUGAGAAAAGAAACCGAACCGCAUCAUGAGAUGGAUCUACCGUUAGAGCCCCAAAGCAUUCUGGGAAAUAACAAGAGUCUAUUAAAAUCUGUUGCUGAGGAGCUCAGUCAAAGGGGUCAUGUGACACAUUUAGAGGAUGAGGAGGAGGAUGAAGGUGAUGAUUUGCACAGUGACUCCACUUCAACCAUGAGGCCUAAAGUACCACCUCCUCUGCCACCCAAGCCAAAGCUUCUGUCUCCCGAUCAGAGCAGUACUGACUCAGAGGAAAAUACCGGAGAAGGGACCAUUAAACGUUCCCCAGCUUCUGCAAGCUCCACCCCUCCUGUUCGAACUGUUUCCUGUGUUCCUCCCAGGCCGCCACCUCCACGCCUGCCUCCACACAGGCAUAGUAGUUUAGGUAACAAACCAUCUGACCACGAUCAGACAGAGCCAGCAUUGGAUGAUGAGAUUUAUAGGUUCUGGGAAUGGCUUCAUGCUGAAAUACAAGAAGAACAAAGUAAUGUAGUUUCUGUUCAGGGGAAUGGAGAGAAAGAAAAACUGGCCUCCCUUCCCUCACCUAAUCUACAGCAUCCAUUCAGUAACGGCCUCCCACCGACCCCUAAAGUACAUAUGGGAGCUUGUUUCUCUAAAGUGUUUAACGGCUGUCCCCUAAAGAUUCACUGUGCCUGUUCCUGGAUAAACCCAAACACCAGGGAUCAGUAUCUGAUUUUUGGUGCAGAGGAAGGAAUUUAUACCCUCAAUCUAAAUGAAAUCCAUGAGAGCACGAUGGAACAGCUGGUUCCACGGAGGUGCACGUGGGUCUAUGUAAUGAACAACUGGCUGCUUUCAAUAUCAGGUAAAGCAUCUCAGCUCUACUCUUACAACCUGACGAUGCUUUUUGAGCAAGCUCGACAAAUGCAGAAGUUACCCGUAGCCAUACCAACAUACAAAUUCCCAGACAAAAUCAUCCCACGGAAGUUUACUGUGUCCAAUAAAAUACCAGAUACGAGGGGUUGUCAAAAAUGUUGUGUGGUGCGAAACCCGUACACCGGUCAUAAGUACUUAUGUGGAGCGUUCCAGUCCAGCGUAGUGCUGUUUGAAUGGGUGGAAGCCAUGCAGCGCUUCAUGCUGAUAAAGAGCAUAGACCUCACCCUUCCGUGCCCGUUAGAAAUCUUUGAGAUGUUGGUGGUUCCUGAGCAGCAUUAUCCACUGGUUUGUGUGGCUGUCAGUAAAGGAAGCCAUCCUGAUCAGGUGGUCACGUUUGGCUCUGUUGAUCCCAAUGCUGCCAACCCGGUGUUCACAGAGCCUGAAACACCUCAAACAUGUGUCAUUCAUGUGACUCAGCUGGAGAGAGAUACUGUCCUAGUGUGUCUAGAUCGGUGUAUAAAAUUGGUGAAUUUACAGGGCAGGUUAAAAUCCAACAGAAAGCUGUCAACUGAACUCACCUUUAACUUCCAGAUUGAGGCAAUAGUGUGUCUGCAGGACAGUGUUUUAGCGUUCUGGAAGCAUGGAAUGCAGGGAAGAAGCUUUAAAAACAGUGAGAUUACUCAGGAGAUCGCUGAUAACUCGCGAAUCUACAGGCUGCUGGGUGCGGACAGAGUGGUGGUGUUGGAAAGCAAACCGACAGAAGACCCUACAGCUCAAAGUAAUCUGUACAUCCUCGCGGGCCACGAGAACAGCUGCUGACAACACACUGCCUUAACACACACUACAUAAUGCACGCUACAAAGUACAUGUUUCAGAGACUUAUACACCUCAUUUUCAUUUAUAAUGCUACUGAACAAAACACUACAGAAAAAAAAAUACUCUAAGACCGUUGAAAUUAAACACUACAAAUACGUUUUAAGACCAGAAUUUUUUGGUGUGGCAUGAUACCAGCCCUUGGUACCUCGUAUCGAUAUAAGAUCGAUACCUCAGUACAAGCAGAUGUAGGUAGAUUCGCAUAGCAUGUAACGGCAAAUCAAUCAUUUGAAUUAAUUUACAGUUAAUACAUGAUAUCUUUUGGUAUUGUACCAGUUUAAAGUUUUUCUUUUUUUUGCAAACUGUGUGCACUUACUAUAGAUGCAUUUCAGUACACAAAAACAGUGCAAACUAAACUCUUCAGAGACACCUUGAUACACAACCAUCAGUUCUGUGAGACUGAGAUAACUCAUUUGAAAACAACAGUCUAGUACAGCAGUUAUCUAAAAGAGGACACAAAUAACAUGGCUUUUAUAUCUGGCAUGAUUUGCAGGUGUUUUACCAUCUUGUUAGCUUUGUAGCUUUCAGUAUUGAAGUGACACUGCCCUGUAAACAGCUCUUCUCUUUUAAAAUAGCAAUACAGUUCACACAGAAUACAUAAGUCUAAUCACAGAAAUCUGUGUGUGGAAGUCUUUCACCCUAACGAGAAAUCCUAUUGAAAUGACUGGAUUUUGCUUAUGAAAAAUUGCUAAACAACUGUAAAUGUAACUACACUUUAAGGCAAUUCAGUAAGUUUUAUGUCUCAUUAGAUUCACAUUUUGAUAUUAACAGCACAAUAACAGACAAAAUUGAACCUUAGGGCAGACGAUUCUAUUAAAUUAUAAAUUAUUAAUGUUAAUCGUCUUAGUGGACAUUCAUACAGAAUGCAUUUUUUGUGUCUAAAAAUGUGAGACAGGGCAGUGGAAUAAAAAAAAGAAAAGAAAAAAAAA